Culicoides brevitarsis is the source of this 3013-nucleotide messenger RNA. RefSeq names its product glutamate receptor-interacting protein 1 (gene Grip). NCBI's taxonomy places the organism in Eukaryota, Metazoa, Arthropoda, Insecta, Diptera, Ceratopogonidae. The transcript has 9 exons. Gene Ontology annotation, molecular function: protein binding. Bases 274 to 3012 code for a protein of 912 amino acids. The record is from RefSeq and is a predicted model, not a curated record. Gene Ontology annotation, biological process: neurotransmitter receptor transport, endosome to postsynaptic membrane.
GCACAAAGCUGGCUGUACAACAAACAAAAAUAAAUUAUAAAUCAUCAUGGUGUGUGCGGUUUUCACGUCAGCCAUCAUAAAAUAAUAAAAAUAUGAGUUAAUAACGAAAAUUAAAAAAAAAAGUUGAAAAGGUGUCAGUGAAAAGUGAGUGAUACAUCAUAAAAUAAAUAAAAAAAAAUCUUUUGAUAUUUUUCCGAGCGAAACCUCGGAUUUCAAAGUUCUUCGUUAAUUAACUAACGAACAAAAAAAAUCUAAAAAUACAAAAAUCGAAGAAUGAAGUUGUGGAAAACGCGGAAAAGCACAAGUUGCGUCUCAGGCAACAACUCGAAAUCAGACGAGGAUAAAUUUAAGGCGCCAAUUUCGCAAUCGACACCUGUACUGGGAAAUCGUGCCAUGAGUCCCGCGCAGUCUGAAGACUCGGGUUUGGCAGUUGAUCGUCCCACGACCUACACCACAAUUACGAUUCCGCGUGAAGAUGCGAAGAGUUUAGGGAUUACGUUUGCCGAUAGAUUUGAUAUUUCGUAUCCGCCAGUCAUUGAAUCGAUAAAUGAACUUGGAACGGCGAGUGAUUUGUUGUCGCCCGGCGAUCGAAUUCAUCAAAUUGACGGGAUUUCGACAAUUGGAUUGACGAAUCAGCAUGUUUUUAAUCUUUUGUGUAACGGAGAUGGUCCAGCAACUGUCGAAAUUGAGUAUUAUUUGCCCGAGCAUGUUUCUCAAAAUAAAUUGAGGGUAAUUUCCAAAAUUGCUCAAAUCACGAUAGAACGAGAGACGGAAUUUUUAGGCUUAACGUUGCGUGGCGGAGGAGAGUUGCCCCUAAUUGUAACAAAUGUCAGACCAGAAGGUCCAGUUUACAAAACAGGACUCAUAAAACCGGGCGAUCGAAUUCUUCGAUUGGAUAAUAUCUCCCUCAUCAACAAAACCCUCGCUGAAGCCCAAAUGUUACUAAAAACGUUCGAUGCGUCACGUCUCUCAAACCUUACCAUCGAAUACGACGUCUCCGUCAUCCAAAAUUUAGAAUUUUCCGUGGGCCCGUUGCUGAUAGAGAUCGAACGAGGUCCCAAUGAACGUGUUGGUCUCGUGCUGAGCAACUAUUCGAGCGUUUUUGAGAGCAGUCAGUAUCAAAGUGUCGACGAUAUGAAGCCAAAUCAGAUUUAUGUGGCGAAUAUUAUACCAGCAAGUAUUGCGGAUCGAUGCGGCGCAUUUUCCGUCGGAGAUAAAUUAAUUUCCGUUAAUGGAACGAUCAUCGAAGGCAUGUCGUAUAAUCCGACAGAAGUAACGGAGCUCAUUGAUGCCAGCAGUGCACUCGGAUACUUACAAAUUCAGAUAAUGCCGAUACAUGCGCUUGCGAGACGGAGAGAGAUGCAAAUGAGUCAAAAUUUGUACGGAUACAAUACGAUAGACUCCCGCAAAACGGUUCGAAGUCGCAGUAAUUUCUCAAAUCGCAAGACAAACUAUCAAUCGCAGAUUUUCGAUCCGAUGGCAAUUUAUGCGAACAGUGGUUUGUACCGUUCGGAGCUCGUUCACACAAUUAUCGACUGUUCUCAAGGCUCCGGGAUAUGUUUAGGUCCGCCAGCACCCAAUGGUCGAGGUUUCAUCAUCAAUCACGUAAUUCAAGAUUCCUCUGCCGAUCGUUCGGGUUGCAUCCAAAAGGGAGAUCGUCUCUUAGCUGUUAACAAAACUUACAAUUUGGAUCUCAUGACGAUACGACAAAUGCUCGGCGACUUCCCAAGCGACGAAAUUUCGAAUCAAUUCAAUUCGUGGGUCGAGCUGGAAAUUGAAUACGACAUUGCGGAUGCGACAAACCAAAAAUGCGGCAUUUUUGACGUGAAAUUGAUGAAACGAAGCAAAUCCGGAUUGGGAAUCACGGUAAAUGGAAGUUCUAAUGGAAUGUAUGCCAUUUCUCACAUCAAACCGGGAAGUCCAGCAUAUCGAACGGGAGCUUUGAGACCCGGAGAUACAGUAAUUGCGGUUGAUUCUCAUCCCGUGGAACAUUUCAACAUCGAUUCCUUGCUGAAAGAGACACAAGGCGAUUGUGUAACUUUGACUAUUAGAAGGAAUAUUUUGCCGGAUUUCCUUUUUGAUGCACAACAACGGAGCAAUUUCAUGUUCGAGAACUCGGAAAGUUCGUAUAAUUCAAGUCCCAAAUUUGGCGAUACGGGACAACAACGAUCUCCAUCGCCCGUGGGGCAAGAAAUGUACGAGAUGAUCGAAUUGAAUAACAUGAACUUUCAACAUCCGCCGCCGCCGCCAGAGUGGUUCGAUAAUGAAAAUAAAGAAAUUAAUGAAGAUAUCGAACACUAUACCGUCGCUUCCCCCGCCCUUCCUCCUCCUCAAACCAUGAAGACUGAAAAAAUCGAGCAAAAUUUCGUCGUAAAAUUGGAAAAAACUUCCGGUCCUUUAGGCAUCACUUUAGCUGGCAGCGAGCAACUUGGACAACCAAUUACUAUCAGUGCAAUUGCCGACGGCGGUUUGGCGCAAAAAACGGGCGAAGUUGAAGUCGGAGAUCAACUGCUGGCAGUUAACGGUCAAAAUGUGCAAAACAUGGCGCUGUCCGAUGCCACAAAGUUACUUCACAAGUUCAAUGAUGUCGUUUAUUUGCAUUUAUCGAGAAUAAAAGACAUUGAAAUUCCGAGUCACAUCCCGCAACCACAAGCCAUUUAUGCCAAAGUCGUGAAGAAAACGUCGAAAAGCCCAUCGAUUAAGGACAAUCUCUCCUCUACCUCAAGUGACGGCUUCCGAACGCUUCAUGUGACGCUGCACAAAGACAAAGUAUACGACGAUUAUGGGUUCUCCGUGUCCGAUGGCCUCUACGAUAAGGGAGUUUACAUCAAUAGAAUCCGUAGCGGAGGUCCUGCUGAUCUCACGGGACAAUUAAAACCUUUUGAUCGAAUCAUGCAGGUCAAUGAAACUAAAACUGUCGACUUCGAUUGUUGCCUUACCGUUCCUUUGAUCGCUACAGCAGGAGAUAAAAUUGACUUGAUUGUCCAAAGAUCCGUUAAAAUGUCUUAUUAAC